UUCAACAACAACAAAAUCUGGUCAACCAUCUCGGUAGCUUGCUAGCCAACAUACCCGAAAUAUUGGAGCUCUUUAGACGCUUUCGGUGAUUAUUAGCCACUGUGUUUGAAACAUUUCCGUCUUAUCUACUAGUUGCCCCAUUUAAUUGUUGUUGUAUGUCAGCUAACUUUACUGUCUGGUUAAAGUAGAACUAGGCUAGUCGCUAGCUAACUAACAUCAUCGACCAUGAGCUCAUUAAUGUACUACCCCCCUGCUAAAGAAGAGGUCUGUUGGACGGAGAAAGAAACUAUCGUGAAAGUGGAGAACGAAGAAGAAGCCGUCACCGUAAAAAAAAGAGGUAGAGGGUGAGUCUGUUACAGUGAAAGAAGAAGAGAAGGAAGUUGCAGUGAAAGAAGAGGACGAAGCUUUCCAAGUGAAAGAGGAGGACGUUAAUGUGAAAGAAGACAAAGAGGAAAAGAAAAAUGAGGAUGCCGUUUUUGGAGUUAAAGAGGAAGAGAAUGAUAUGACUGUCGCAGUGAAGGAAGAGGAAUACGUUUUUGGAGUGAAGGAGGGGGAGAUUACUGUCACAUUGGAGGAGGAGACUGGCGAUAUGAUUAGCACCAGGGAGAGACCAGGCUCUUACUCUGAAAGUGGAACGAGUCCCUCAGAGGAACCAGACCCAGAGACGUCCAAACCAGCAAGACCACAUCACUGCUUUCAGUGUGGAAAGAGAUUUAUCCAGUUAGGGCACCUGAAAGAGCAUAAGAGAAUGCACACAGGGGAGAAGCCUUACCACUGCUCCCAAUGUGAAAAGAGAUUUUCCUCAUCAGGGUCCCUGAAAUCACACGAGAGAACGCACUCAGGAGAGAAGCCUUUCCAAUGCUCCCAGUGUGGAAAGAGUUUUACCCGGUUAGGGAGCCUGAAAAAACAUGAGAGAAUACACACAGGAGAGAAGCCCUAUCAAUGUGCUGAGUGUGUAAAGAGUUUUAGCUGGUUAGAGCAUCUAGAAGAACAUAAAAGAAUACACUCAUGUGAAAAGCCCUACCAAUGCUCCCAAUGUGGAAAUAGUUUUACCCGGUUAGGGCAUCUGGAAGAACAUAAAAGAAUACACUCAGGAGAGAAACCCUACCAAUGCUCCCAGUGUGGCAAGAGUUUUACCCGGUUAGGGAGCCUGAAAAAACACGACAGAAUACACUCAGGAGAGAAGCCCUACCAAUGCUCCCAGUGUGGAAAGAGUUUUACCCAGUUAGGGAACCUAAAAGAUCAUAAGAGAAUACACACAGGAGAGAAGCCUUUCCAUUGCUCUCAGUGUGGAAAGGGUUUUACCCAAGCAGGGUACCUGAAGUCACAUAAGAGGACACACACAGGAGAAAAGCCUUACCAUUGUUCCCAGUGUGGAAAUCACUUCUCCACAUCAAGUAACCUGAAAAAACAUGAACGGAUACACUCAGUAGAGAAGCCAUUCCACUGUUUUCAUUGUGAAAAGAGUUUUAACAAGUUAGGGAAACUGAAACAACAUGAGCAAAGACACACAAGCGAGAAACCUAUUUCAACUGCUCCUCCUGUGGAUUGAAAUGUACCUGUUUAAAGCAACCGCAAUCACAUAAAAUAAACCACACUAGAGAGAAAAUGUAUCAAUGCUCCCAGUAGCUAGGUUUCUAUCCAAUUUGUGACAGAUUUCACAUUUUCAGAUUUCAGAUUUUCCCCAACAGAGGUGCAUUUCCAUCAAACUGACUUGUUGAAAAUAAAAAGCUAUACGUGAUGACAUAGUGCACAUAAAAUCAGAAUCAAGCUCAUCACCGUGCACUUUCACCACCAUGGGAAUUCAGUCAUAACUUAUUUCAUGUGUAGACUAAUAAAUUGCAUGCUUUUUGAAGUCGUGAUGGGAGGACCGCACAACAUAUCAUCAUGUCACUGCAACUUUGCUUCGACAUGAUGGUUAUUCUAUCAAUAUUUGUGCAUAAAAGUGUUUUCACCAGAAUUGUUCCGUAGUUCAUUUUACAGACACAAAAAAUCCCACCAAGUUGAACGAACAAGUUGUCCAUCGGCAUUUAUGAAAUUGUACCAACACUCCCUGUUUCUAUCACAUUUGUUUUGAAUUUGUUUUUAUACGGCAUGACUUUAUUCGCAUAAAAAUAUUGGAUGAAAACAUUGUUAGUGUGGAAUUAUAUUUACCCAGUUAGGGAACCUGAAAGACCAUGAGGUAAUAAACACAGGGGAGAUGCCUUACCACUGCUCCCAGUGUGGGAUGGAAUAUAUCACAUCAAAUGGACUUCAAGUUCAUGAGAAAACACAUAUGCUGCUCCCACACUUAUCACAUAUUUUUGACUGAGAAAUUGUGCUUUUGUUGACGUCACAUGAAAUCAAAUUGUAUAAAGCGGACUUAAAAAUGCAGCUGUAUUUUAUUUAUUUUUCAACCAUGAACUAAAUAUGGAGUAUGUCAGUUUGAAUGUCAGUUUGAACGGCCUCCCGCAGUCUUAUUUUAUUGAGUUUCAAUGGACUGUGUCAUUCCAGUGAGUGUGCAUAAAGUCGGUGUAAGAGAGUUAGUGCAAAAAAGGGUCAAUGCAAAUAGUCCGGGUAGCCAUUUCAUGAACUGUUCGGUAGUCUUAUGGCUUGGGGUUAGAAGCUGUUCAGGUGGCUUUUAGUCCCAGACUUUACACUGGUUCCCCUUGCUGUACGGUAGCAGAGUGAACAGUCUAUGGCUUAGGUGGCUGGGAUCUUUGACACCGUCUGGUAUAGAGGUCCUGGAUGGCAUGGAGCUCGCCCCCAGUGACAUACUGGACCAUCCACACCACCCUCUGUAGUACCUUGCGAUCGAGGGUGGUGCAGUGGCCAUAUUAUACAAUGCAUUCGGAAACUAUUCAGACCCCAUUUCUUUUUACAGAUUUUGUUAUGUUAGUAAUAUUCUAAAAUAGAUUGUUUUAGUUUUAAUUCCUCAUCAAUCUACACACAAAACCCCAUGAUGAUAAAGCAAAUGUUUUAUUUUAUCAAAUGUUCUGAAAGUCAAUAACACUGAAUUAUCACAUUUACAUAAGUAUUCAGACCCUUUACUCAGUACUUUGUUGAAUCACCU
This is a messenger RNA of Oncorhynchus tshawytscha (Chinook salmon), 3052 nucleotides long. Its product is annotated as zinc finger protein 239-like. The record is from RefSeq and is a predicted model, not a curated record. Gene Ontology annotation, biological process: regulation of transcription by RNA polymerase II. NCBI's taxonomy places the organism in Eukaryota, Metazoa, Chordata, Actinopteri, Salmoniformes, Salmonidae. The transcript is spliced from 2 exons. Bases 503 to 1552 code for a protein of 349 amino acids. Gene Ontology annotation, molecular function: DNA-binding transcription factor activity; RNA polymerase II cis-regulatory region sequence-specific DNA binding.